CCCAGGUACAUUACCAGGUCUUUCAGCAGGAUGCCGUUCUCCCGGUACGUUGAGAUCGGGCGUGUGGCUCUGAUCAACUACGGCGAGGAGUAUGGAAAGCUCGUGGUCAUCUCUGAUGUUGUAGACCAGAACAGGGCACUGGUUGACAGGCCAGAUGAGGUGCGUCGCAUCAUUAACUUCAAGAGGCUGGUGCUCACGGACUUCAAGAUUGAGAUCCCGAGGCUAGCCAAGAAGAAGGUGUUGUCAGCAGCUCUGGAGGAGUCAGAUGUAUUCUCCAAGUUCGAGAACAGCACAUGGGGAAAGAAGCUGGCCAAGCGGGCACUGAAGACGACACAGACAGACUUUGAGAGGUAUCAGGCGGCUGUUGCACGGAAGAAGAACUCUGCAGCUGUCAAGAAGGUGUUCAACAAGCUCAAGAGCGCUUCAGAAUGAGCACUGUCAGCUGCCCAUCUAGUCUGCGGCUCACCUACAGCAGUGGAACUGACUAUCAUUGCGGCAGCCUGGAGUGUGCACAUGAUCUCUUGCGCCUGACAGGGAUCUCUAUGUUGACAUCUUGGGUGUGAGCGCUGCGCCCGCAGUGACAACGUCUGCUGCUUGUGUGGCAGAAAAGUGUAUCUACUGGCAUGGGGGCGUUGAGUCGCCACCUAAUCUGGACCCAGCAGCAUGUUCUACUGGCUGCUGAGGGCUACUCUUGUAAGAUUGACUGCUGAAGUCAAUGGCCCAGCCUGUCAGUAAUUACGGAGCACGCUGGCGUCGAAUAGGCUUGCUCCCAAAUGCCAGGCUUAAACCUGCUUAUCAAUGCACAAAGCUGAUAUCCAAUAGUUCUCCCGAUAAAAAUGGUCCCUGAUGCAGCUUGGAGGCCUCAUUGUCAGCUAAGUUCACAGUGAAACUCUUUAUCCGCAGAGUUACCCAGUGAUUAUGCUGACUGCUCUUCUUUAUAACAUGCUGACAAAGU
Molecule: messenger RNA, 955 nt
Organism: Coccomyxa subellipsoidea C-169
Lineage: Eukaryota; Viridiplantae; Chlorophyta; Trebouxiophyceae; Coccomyxaceae
Product: ribosomal protein L14 component of cytosolic 80S ribosome and 60S large subunit
Exons: 4
Coding region: 31-432 (133 amino acids)
Biological process (GO): ribosomal large subunit biogenesis; translation
Cellular component (GO): ribosome; cytosolic large ribosomal subunit
Molecular function (GO): RNA binding; structural constituent of ribosome
Source: RefSeq, a predicted model, not a curated record